Messenger RNA from Mycosarcoma maydis (corn smut), 1152 nucleotides. RefSeq lists its product as uncharacterized. NCBI's taxonomy places the organism in Eukaryota, Fungi, Basidiomycota, Ustilaginomycetes, Ustilaginales. Bases 1 to 1152 code for a protein of 383 amino acids. The transcript has a single exon. The record is from RefSeq and is a predicted model, not a curated record.
AUGAACGGUCUACUUCUACCCACCGGCUCCAAGCAGCCCUUGCGCGGCGAUACCUCCCUCCAUGCUACUCCACAUUCGCCCGUCAAAGUCGAAAGCCCCAUCCUGACGAGCCAUGUCAAGACCGAGAUCCACUCACCAACAGCUUCAGCGCCAGUUCCACAUGACUUUUGUAGUAUCACAGCUAGCUUGCGCCCGUCUCUCACGUCACCUUUAUUGCAAACAAGCGCAUUCAUUACCACCAGCGCAGCACAAGAUGGACUUGGCAGUUUCUCGUCCACUUCAAGUGGAACAGCUGCUGCUGCUGCUGCUGCACUAGCAUUCAUCCCAAGGACGUCGCGCAACUCGGCUGCCGUGCAGAAGCCCAUCCAUCUCUGCUCGGAAUUCGAGCUCGAGCAGCGGCUCGAUCGCAACGAGCGCAUUCUCUCGACGCUCCAAGCCACGCAGAGUCCAACUAAAGACCGACUUCGCUCCGAGACCGAAGCCAUCCGCGAUGCAAUUCUUUCCCACCGUGCCAUGCGUGACGUCAAUGACGGCAUCUCGUCAGUACAGCUAAACAAUCCCACCAAACAGGCCGAGCUCGAAUCAGCCCUGCUUGGCCUAUCGGUCAAAGAUGCAUCCCAGCUCGGAACUAGCCCGCCAUCCGAAGCUUUUGGCUGGUCGCGCGACACGGUCGCCGUCAAGAAGAAGCUCGCACAGUCAUCCGGCGCCUAUCAUCCUGGUCGCAAAGUGCAAACCAUGGGAUAUGAGCAGUCGCUGGCCAUCCAGUCUGCAGCUCUGCUUGCUGAGCGCGAGCGUGAAAGACUGAAGAGCGUACCGCCGCCACGCGAAAGGCCUUCGUUGGGUGUGCCUAGUGGCGCAGCGCAUAGACUUGGCCGCAAAUCCGUCUCGUCGUGUUCGCGUUCGAUGCGCAAGAGUUCGGCCUCUCACUCGAUAUCACCACCCAGCGCUUUGCGUGCAGGUGGUCCCUUUGCGCGCCACCUGGAUCAAGCGCCUGAAUACGAUGCGGCUCUAGACGGUUGUGACAGCGACCAAGACGACGCUGGUCUGUUUGGAAUGCCUGAAGAUGAGGAGGAUGGCGACGAGCAACAUCCAGGACCACGUCAUGAGGACGAUAAUUUCAGCUUUGGAUGUCUUGAUCAAGAUGAUCCUUAG